This is a messenger RNA of Racocetra persica, 751 nucleotides long. NCBI's taxonomy places the organism in Eukaryota, Fungi, Glomeromycota, Glomeromycetes, Diversisporales, Gigasporaceae. The record is from the annotation of a GenBank genome assembly.
CUAUCCAAUUCCUAAUGGGUAUAUAGUUCGUGUAGAGGUUUAUGGUGUGGAUUUGAUCGCUAAAACUCAGUAUAAUUCUUGUGAAAAGCUUAUAUAUACAAUUACUUGGAAUAGUUACGAUAGAAAACAACAGUCAAUUUCAAGUAAUAAAUCAGCUAAAUGUUUAAAAAGAUGUCGAAACCAGGAUCAAACAUUUUUUAAAACUCAAUCACGAAAAAAACUAUUUCACGAACUUCAAUCUGAAUCACAAAAAAAUAAGCAUCUCAAAACCUUGGCUUAUAAUAUUCGUGAUAGAAUUAAGUCUGCAGUUCAAUUACAUAACUUUCACAAUACUGUAUUAAAAUCUAUAAAAUUAAAUAUAAAUGAUUUAUAUGUUAAUUUUCAAAACUUAAACUCUGAAAAUUCUCAAUCAGAUCAAUUUUUAGAUUCGAUUGCUUGUGCCUGUGACAAGUCAUUAAUUUCUUGUGAUGCAUAUCGUCAGCUUGUAGCUAUCAUGCCAGAAAUAGUGUGUGAAUAUAAAAUUGAAAAAUGUCGACAAGAGAUAACAAGAAUUAUGAAUCAGAUGAUUCCAAUUCACAUGAUUCAAGUUAAUUUUGUAACUUCGAAUAGAGCUUAUAGAUUACUUAUGAAUAUUUUAUUUGUUAUAAUUUCUAAAUUAACAGAUGAAAAACCAGCAGUGUUACAAGUAGGAGACGUUAUUCAUAUUAAAUUAAGUGGAGAUAAGCAACAAGCCAAAAAACACCAUAAUCAA